Molecule: messenger RNA, 1372 nt
Organism: Protopterus annectens (West African lungfish)
Lineage: Eukaryota; Metazoa; Chordata; Ceratodontiformes; Protopteridae
Exons: 6
Coding region: 188-1126 (312 amino acids)
Source: RefSeq, a predicted model, not a curated record
GGCUGCUGCGGUACUUCCCUGUGCACAUUAUUAGUGUGACAAACACUACAACUCCCAGAAAGCCUUGCAAUGUGUGCCUUCUUCAUAGCAACCAACAAAGAAAGCAACCAAAUAGCCACAGCUCUACCUUAUUUUCAUUUCCUCUAGAACUGCAUUACCUGAUUAAACUAAAGCUUGGACCAAAGUAAUGGCAGAUGUUCAGGACUUGGCUCAUCCUUCUUCUGCAAGAAAAAAUAAAACAAAAAAGAAAAAGAGAAAAGCGAGGCUAACCAAAGAACAGAGGAAACUGGCCAAGCUUGAAAAAGCAUGCAAAGUGUUCCAACAGCAGGAGGAAGAAUUUUUGGUCUUCCAGGGUCGGAUGGACAAAUGGCUCAAGGAUCAUCACCAUCAAGCUCUGGAGCUUUUUGGUCAGUUCCACACCAGUGGGACUGGACUGCUAAGCCAUGAAGAAUUUAAACUAGGUAUGAGAGACCUAAAUAUUCCAUGUACUGAAGCUCAGCUGCACAUGUUGAUAAAAUUGCUGGAUCCUGGUGAAAGUGGUGUGAUCGAUUAUGUUGAACUCAGUGCUGGACUCCAACAAGCUCAACUUCAUGUACCACAGUACAAGGAUGAGGAGAAAGAGGAUCAUAAUGAUGAAGAAAAACGAGCACAUAUUCCAGUAGAAGGCAAGGGACCAGAAAGAAAAGACAUCAGAAUGAAAACAAGUUCUGUAAUUACUGCAAAAGAACAAUUGCACUUCUGUGGACCCCAUCAUUUAGUUCUAAGCAAGCCUUCUCCUACACAUGAGCCCAGGCUUCUGGUGGUGGAAAUGAGACUUAUAACAUUUGACAACUUCACAAAGCACCCAGGACAUUUUCAGGAAGUGGUCAACAGUGAAAGCAGAGUGCAUGGCCUGAUACAAAGAAUCCGUGAACGGACUGGGAUUGAAAGCACCAAACUACAAGUCUUCAGGGACAAGUCAUUUUCCAAAGAGUCAUACCUACAUCCAGUCAAGUCCCUGCAGGAAUGUGGCUUCCAGGGAGGCCCUCCUAGCACCCCUGAUUCCAUUACCCUUUAUUACGAUUAUAUUAUUGAAAUCAUUGACUGCCCACUCCUGAACUGUGACUACUAUUUUAGAGUGAAAUAAUACAUAUACAUGCCAUUUCUUCAUCUCUAGUUUCUUCUUUUAUUUGUAGAACAAUGUUUUCACGUUGAAAGAGGUAAGAGAAAAUCUGAAUUAUGUAACAUUGGUGUAAUGUGUUGUCUGGUAAGACUUUUCAUAAUCUGUGAAAUUUUUAUGCACCAACAUAACAAAAGAGCUCAUGAAGCCUUUAUAAAACUAUACGUACCUUUUUGAAAUUACACACACACACACACACACACACACACACAC